UAAUGCAAAAGCCUUCUUUUUUCCGAACUAAACUCCUCCAUUUUCAUUUUUAUUUCUUUCUCAUCCUUUGCUAAAAUCGCCGUCCCCAGUGAAAGCUUCUUCUUUUCUUUUCUUUUUUUAAGUAUUUUCGUCGGAAGCGUCGUCGUCAACGGCCGCCAACGCACUAUUUAACACCUCCUUGAGGGAUUUCGCGACGGAGGGAUCGGUUUUCGAGGUUGCGAUCGGAGGUUUUUCGAGGUGGAAGAUGACGGCGGCGCGUGAUUUUCAGUGAAAGAGAGGAUGCUGUAUGUGGAAAGAGUGAAGUGAAGCCAUCGUUUUGGAGGUGAUUUUGAAGAAAGCUUAGUCUCAUAAAAGAUGGAGAAUAGUUCAUAUUUUGUUGCAUCUAAGCACAGGCUCAGUACCUUUUUCUCCCUCAUUUUCCGUUCUCCUACUUCCUAUCAUCCAUUGUUAGCCUCUGCUGUGUCGAAGCUAAUAAUGCAAGACCCGGGGAACCGUUUACUUGUUGGUAAAGAUGAGAAGUCAGUGAGGCAGCUCAUAAGAAUGUUAAACAGUGGCAAUCGCCGUUCGGUUGAACAAGCUUGCUCUUCUUUAUCAAAUCUUGCUGGUAAUCUUCAUAGUGAGUUGUUAAUAAAAUGCGACAUCAUGCAACCAAUUGAACAUGUUUUGAGGUCUCCUUCCCCUGAAGAUCUGGUCUCUGUGCUGCAAGUUGUGGUCACACUAGCCUUUGGGUCUGAUACUGUAGCUCAUAAGAUGCUAAGUAAGGAUAUUAUGAAAUCAUUAGAGAUACUGUUUGGCCAUAAAAACCCAGAGGUGCAAAGGCUUGCUUUGCUAGCUGUUGGGAAUUUGGCCUUUUGCCGAGAGAAUCAUAACAUUCUUGUCACUUCUGAAAACUUGAGGGAACUUCUCAUGCGGCUGACGGCUACACCCGAGCGACGAGUAAAUAAAGCUGCAGCUCGUGCUUUGGCAAUUCUUGGAGAGAACGAAAGCUUGCGCCGUGCUAUUAAAGGGAGACAGGUCCCGAAAACAGGCAUACGCAUACUUUCGUUGGACGGAGGUGGCAUGAAAGGUCUUGCAACUGUGCAGAUCCUUCAAGAAAUUGAAAGGGGAACAGGAAAGCGAAUGCAUGAGCUAUUUGACCUUAUAUGUGGGACUUCAACGGGUGGCAUUUUCGCAUCUGCACUUGGUAUUAAGUUGAUGAGCUCGGACCAAUUGGAAGAAAUAUACAGAAAUCUUGGGAAAGUUGUUUUCUCUGAACCUGUGCAAAAGAAAAAUGAAGCCGCAACUUGGAAACACAAGUUGGACCAGCUUUAUAAAAGUUCAUCACAGAGUUUCAGAGUUGUUGCAAAAGGAUCUAAACACAAUGCAGAAAAGUUAGAGAAGUUGCUACAGGACAUGUGUGCUGAUGAGGAUGGUGAUGACAUAUUAAUUGAGACUGCUGUGAAAAACAUUCCGAAAGUUUUUCUCGUGUCAACUUUAGCGAGUGUUACGCCUGCGCAACCUUUUAUAUUCCGCAAUUAUCAGUACCCUGUUGGAAAGCCCGAGGUGCCUAUUGCGACGUCUAAAAGUUCAGGAACCACUAUGCUAGGAUCUCCAACUACGGGUACCCAGGUUGGCUGCAAACGAAGUGCUUUUGUUGGAAGUUGUAAACAUCUUCUGUGGGAAGCUAUAAGAGCAUCUUGUGCUGCUCCGUAUUAUCUUGAUGACUUUUCCGAUGGUGUAUACCGUUGGCUCGACGGUGCUCUAUUGGCAAACAAUCCAACUAUCUUCUCCAUACGAGAAGCACAACUUCUGUGGCCUGAUACUAAAAUUGAUUGUAUAGUUUCAAUUGGAUCUGGCUCUCUUCCUACCAAGGCUCGAAAAGGUGGUUGGCGAUAUCUAGAUGCAGGGCAAGUGCUGAUUGAGAGUGCAUGCUCUGUAGAUCAUGCAGAGGAAGCUUUGAGGACGCUGUUACCUAUGCACCCUGAGAUCCAUUACUUCCGGUUCAAUCCAGUCGAUGAGCGAUGUGACAUGGAGCUGGAUGAGACGGAUCCAACGAUUUGGGUAGAGUUGGAAGCUGCAACGAAGGAUUACAUCGAUAACAAUUCGGAAACAUUCAAGGAUGCUUGUGAAAGACUUCUUGCACCCAUUAAAAAUGCAUAAGUGGAGAGAGUUAUAAAUAUAAAUCUCAACCAAUCAUGUAUUUUGUUGUUACAGUGUAAAAGAUAUAAAUGUUGUAAAUCGUAUUACGUAGAUGAAGAUGGAGGGAAUAAGAAAGAAAACAUCUGAGACCUUUUUGUGAUGAAUCAGAUGAGAGCAGUAAUAUAUAUAUAUAUAUAUAUAUAUAUAUAUAUUUGCAGAAACUCUGAAUUAAAUCA
Messenger RNA from Gossypium raimondii (Peruvian cotton), 2354 nucleotides. Its product is annotated as phospholipase A I. Gene Ontology annotation, molecular function: glycerophospholipase activity. The record is from RefSeq and is a predicted model, not a curated record. The coding region runs from base 355 to 2139 and encodes 594 amino acids. Gene Ontology annotation, cellular component: membrane. Gene Ontology annotation, biological process: fatty acid metabolic process. Lineage: Eukaryota; Viridiplantae; Streptophyta; Magnoliopsida; Malvales; Malvaceae. The transcript is spliced from 11 exons.